GACAAUAACAAAUAAAACAAUACAUAUGAUUGAAUUAUUAAUAAUAAGAAUUAAUAUCUUGUGUUGUAUUAUUUAACCAGGAAAUAUUUGUUAGAUGAAUUAGUUGCUUGGGAUUCAUCACUUCACAAUAAUGUCACAAUUUGUUGGUUUACUUGUUUUGCUAUGUUCCAUAGGAAUCCAAACUUCAGCAGUACCCAACACUAAAUAUGAACCAACAUGGGAUUCAAUUGAUUCUCGACCAUUACCCAGUUGGUAUGACGAUUCAAAGAUAGGAAUCUUUAUCCAUUGGGGUCUUUUCUCGGUUCCAGCUUUUAAAAGUGAAUGGUUCUGGUACUAUUGGCAAAACAAUAAAGAAGAUGAUUGUGUUCAAUACAUGGAGAAAAAUUUCAAACCCAAUUUUACUUACCCAGAGUUUGCUCCUUCAUUCACCGCUAAACACUAUAAUCCCGAUUAUUGGGCCUCAGUUUUCAACGCUUCUGGAGCUAAAUACGUAGUAUUGACGACUAAGCAUCAUGAAGGGUUCACUUUAUGGCCAUCGAAAACCUCCUGGAAUUGGAAUGCAAUGGAUGUAGGACCUAAACGUGAUUUAGUUGGUGAACUUGCUACUGCAAUCAGAAAGACUGACCUUCGAUUUGGACUGUAUCAUUCGUUAUUUGAAUGGUUCAACCCGCUUUUUUUACUCGAUCAAGCCAACAAUUAUACUACAAAUUUCUACUCUCAUGGAAAAACCGUCCCAGAGCUUUACGAUAUUGUUAAUACUUACAAACCAGAAGUGAUCUGGUCUGACGGUGAUCAGGGAGCACCAGAUGCUUACUGGACUGCCAGAGAUUUUAUUGCAUGGCUCUAUAAUGAAAGUCCGGUUAAAGACACUGUUGUUAUCAAUGAUCGCUGGGGAGAUGGAAUAAUGUGUAACCAUGGAGGAUUCUUAACAUGUGAUGAUCGUUAUUUACCUGGAACGUUACAAAAAAGGAAAUGGGAAAAUGCAAUGACAAUUGAUAAAAACUCCUGGGGUUAUGUUCGUACUUCAACAAUCAAUGACUAUUUGACCAACCAAGAAGUUAUCUCAACUCUUGUCAAAACUGUUAGCUACGGUGGUAACAUGUUGAUAAAUAUUGGACCAACGGCUGAAGGUACAUUGCCUCCAGUCAUGGAAGAAAGAUUGAGACAAAUGGGUAAUUGGCUUGCAGUUAAUGGCCAAGCAAUUUAUAACACUCAACCUUGGGUUUAUCAAAACGAUUCCUUAACCGAGAAUAUUUACUACACUGAACCUAAAAUAUCUGAAAUCCCGACUGUUUAUGCCAUUUUACUGGACUGGCCAAAAAGUAACCUCAUCAACCUUGGAUCACUUUAUGGUAAAUUCAAGUCCACACAGGUUCAAAUGAUUUCCCCUGAUGGCUCCUUAAUAGAUUUAACUUGGUACAAUGAUGUUGACAAAAAAUUCCGAAUCAAUUUGAAGCCUGUAAUCUCCGAUCUUUACGGUUGGGUUUUGAAGAUUACUAACCCAAUUAUAAGAAAAUGAAAUUGCUAAGUACAAUGUGAAACACAUCUUAGUAGCUGGUAAAUAUUUGUUUAAAUAUUACCUUAAAUUUCUUAUAAAAGACCUUUUGUAAAUCAGUUACGCUUUCUAUUGAUCUUAUAUUGAUGUAAAACACUCAAUAAAAGUUAAUUUCGCUAUUAA
Tetranychus urticae (two-spotted spider mite) is the source of this 1678-nucleotide messenger RNA. Its product is annotated as plasma alpha-L-fucosidase. The record is from RefSeq and is a predicted model, not a curated record. Gene Ontology annotation, molecular function: alpha-L-fucosidase activity. Gene Ontology annotation, cellular component: lysosome. NCBI's taxonomy places the organism in Eukaryota, Metazoa, Arthropoda, Arachnida, Trombidiformes, Tetranychidae. Gene Ontology annotation, biological process: fucose metabolic process; glycoside catabolic process.